AUGGAUGGUUUCGAUGCAGGAGAAAUCCUUUGCUACAGAGUGGUAGAGGAUCAUUGGCAUACCUCUUUGGCCAAGCUGAAGUCCUUCUCAGCCAAGAUUGUGCAGCUGUUAAAGGAGUGGACAGAGGCCUUCUCCUGUGACUUCCAGGAUGAGAAGGCCAUGGAAGGUCACUGUGUGACCAUUACCCACCGGGUCACACAGUGUGACGAGGAGAAUGGCACAGUGAACAAGGCUAUUUCCCAAAUGACACAGAGCCUGCUGCUGUAGCUGGCUGCCCAGAGCCAGCUUCAGGAGCUGUGGGAAAAGCUUCACUCACCAGCCAUGGACAAAGGGUCUUUCCUCAAGGCUAAGCCGCCAGCCACUCAGAAGGACAUCCUGGGUGUGUGCUUUGACCCCCUGGUGCUGGCCCAGCAGCUGACUCAUACUGAGCUGGAGAGGAUCAAUAGCAUUCACCCUGAGGAUCUGAUGCAGAUCGUCAGCCACAUGAACUCUCGGGACAAGCACUGGUGCCAAGGGGACCUGACCAAGACCUAUAGCCUGGAGGCCUGUGAAUGGUUCAACUGCCUUAGCAUGCUAGUGGCCACUGAGGUGUGCCAGGUGGUGAAGAAGAAGCACUGGACCCACAUGCUAGAGUUCUUUCUUGCUGUGGCCCAGAAGCACUUUAAUAUCGGGAAUUUCAACUCCAUGAUGGCCAUCAUCUCUGGCAUGAACCUUAUUCCUGUGGCAAGGCUUAAGAAAACAUGGUCCAAAGUCAAGAUGGCCAAGUUUGACAUCUUGGAGCACCACAUGGACCCAUCCAGCAACUUCUGCAACUACCGCACGGCCCUGCAGGGGGCCACACAAAGGCCCCAGAUGGCCAACAACAGCAGAAAGAAGAUUGUUAUCCCUGUAUUCAACCUUUUCGUUAAGGACAUUUACUUCCUGCACAAAAUCCAUACCAAUCACUUGCCCAAUGGGCAUGUUAACUUCAAGGAAUUUAGGGAAAUCUCCAGACAAAUCCAUGAGUUCAUGACAUGGACUCAGGUAGAUUGUCCCUUCGAGAAGGACAAGAAGAUUCAGAACUACCUGCUCACGGCACCCAUCUGGAGCGAGGAAGCCCUCUUCAUCAUCUCCUUUGAAAGUGAAGGUCCUGAAAACCACAUCAAGAAGGAUAGCUGGAAGACUCUUAGGAUGACUCUCCUUAACAGAGCCUGAAUGCAUGGAUGCAGCCUGCAGAUCCUGGAUGAAGUACACACAUGCACUGAGUUUUAAUCUUGAUUAAAAAGGUUGAGAUGAGGAGGCCUUACUCAUUGGGGUCCAUUUUGUAUAUGACCUUUAUGGAAAAAAAAAGGUAAUUAUUUCAUGCAUUAAAAAAAAAAGUUUCUACUAAACCUUCGCUAAAAGGUUCUACUUCCAGAGAUAGACAAGGAAGUGUGAGGUUCCAGAACUUGACUGACCUUCAUAAAGGAAACUCCUCAGGAUGCUCCUGAAGGCCUGAAUAAAGUACACUGAGGUGAUAAUGGGAAGGCUGGAGAAGGGCCAGAAUGCAAUGAAGGCUUAACUUCCUGAUACUUAUCAUAUAUAACUUCUCUGAAAAGGAGUUUCCAUACCUCAGCCAUACUGACUACUCUGAUUACUCAAGUCCAGAAUAAUUAAACUUUCCUUCUUUUAUAUUUUGAUAUAUCAUAUAUUUUACUUGUUAGAUAUUUAAUGUUACCUUUUUUGGGACAUAGUUUUUAAUGUGAUGAUGUAUUUUUAAUCCAAUGAGACUGUUAACUUCAGUAAGAACAAAGGCACAAAUCUUAUCCCUGGCACACAGUUUUCUGUAUCUCACAAACCUCAUUCCAGUGUAAUCUAUUCUUCCCCACCCAAGAUCAAACAUAUGGGAAGAAACUGUCUAAACAGGAAAGCAUUGU
This is a messenger RNA of Felis catus (domestic cat), 1895 nucleotides long. RefSeq names its product ras-GEF domain-containing family member 1A-like. The record is from RefSeq and is a predicted model, not a curated record. Gene Ontology annotation, cellular component: plasma membrane. Gene Ontology annotation, biological process: Ras protein signal transduction; positive regulation of GTPase activity. Gene Ontology annotation, molecular function: guanyl-nucleotide exchange factor activity. Lineage: Eukaryota; Metazoa; Chordata; Mammalia; Carnivora; Felidae.